GCCUGCGCCUGCGCUCUGCACCGCUGCGAGCCCUGGCGCUGGGAAAACGGAGCGGCGGCUGGUGGCGCGGUUCGUAUGGCAACGCAGCGCGAGCUGUAAACACGCGGGCUGCGCGGAGGGAGGCACGCGGCAGGCUCGGAGCCGGGGUUCCUCUGGCGGCCUCGCCGGGCGCUGGGCACGAGGCGCGAUGGGCUGUUCUAGCAGCACCCAGACCGAGGACAGCAACCGGCCGGCUGCAAAACCCAGCGACACCAACGGGCUGCAGAAAUGUGCUACUUCAGAUGAAAACUUUCCAACCACAGAGGAAAAUGAAACUAUACCUGACCAGACAAAGUUAGACCCAAUGGAGGAGGUGGAUCUCACAUCUGAGGAGAUAAACCCUAGUGAGAAUCUUCCAGCAGAGGAGCCAGAAGUUUUGUUUCCAGCACCAGCAGAAUGUGUUAAUUCUAACUAUAAAAGAAUGGAUCUGGACGGCACUCGACCACUGGCUGCAGAACCACUGGAGGACACUGGAUCAGUGGCAGAGGGCACUGGGAUACCGCCGCCUGCGGGACCGGCAGAGGGCACUGGGAUACCGCCGCCUGCGGGACCGGCAGAGGGCACUGGGAUACCGCCGCCUGCGGGACCGGCAGAGGGCACUGGGAUACCGCCGCCUGCGGGACCGGCAGAGGGCACUGGGAUACCGCCGCCUGCGGGACCGGCAGAGGGAAGUGUCAGCCCUGUAACACAAAUCAUCAGGAAAGUACAAAGUAACGAAGAGGACCAACUCAUUGAGGGUGAGACGGGAGAAAAAGUGGAAACUGAGAAGCACAGUGAGCUAGUAAGUGAGGGGACUGAAACAAAAGAAGAAAAAGAAACAGGAGAAGCUGUGGAUGCUACAGCAGCAACAGAGAUAGAGGCAACGAAUAACGAGGAAUGAGAGUCAGGUCUAUUUGGACUUCCUCUUCUUGGUCCUAUCAGCUGUUCAAAUGAACGUUCUUUAAUCUAAUGGCUUUUGGGUGGGAAUAUCAGGAUUUUAAAAAAGCUUUUAUGGACUUCACUACAAGCAUUAACAAGGGGCACCAGCAAAAAAUUAAGUAUUUUUCCUGAAGUCAAGUUGCCAAGACUUCAACAAGUAAUUGAAAUGUAUGAACUUUUUACCUAUCUGCCAUAGAGUGCCUUCUAUCCACUGCUAACAGAGUGGAAGGAAUUGUCAUACAAAACAGUAUAACUGCUCGAUUUUCAUUUAAGAGUUUUACAGGUUAAAAUGAGUAACUUAAAAUCAAUCUGAGGGACACUGUUAUAAUUGGUAUCAACUAACAUUAUACAGGAUGCAAAAGAUAUAGUACUGCAUAUUUUUUCAAUGUUAGUGCUAGGUUGAGAUCAGAAGCAUAGGUCCAGUCCUGAUCUCAAACUGACACAGGUGAGUAGUUUCAAUGAGUGCAUGGACUACUCAUGUUUAUCAAGUUGCUCAAGUUCAUAGAUAUAUACAGGAAUAGGACCUGAAAGCACCCAUUUAACAGGACAUGGCUAGAUGCAACAAUAAGUUUUUCAAGAAGAUAAAGAAUACAUAGGAUGUGACACCCUCUGAUGACUAAUGUCUUUUGGUGACUUUAAAAAAAAAAGAGGGUUACUGAUAGGAUAGCAGUAGAACAUACACUUGGUAACUAUUGCAGCGGAAGAAAGCACACCUAUGGAAGCGCAAAAGGAACUUAGCAAUUGCUAAAACUCAGACGGAUACAAAUUAUUAAUAAAAUUACAUUUAGUCACUGUAUAGUUUCUAAAAUAUAAACUGAGGAAACUCCUUGCUCUCAAAGUAUAUGCAUUCUAGCCACAUUUUCCCGAUAGUGUUAUCUUAAAAAAAAAAAAAAAAAAAAGUAUACUGUGUGGAUUCUUACUUGGUUUACAACAUGCUAAAUAGUUCUCCAGAAGCUGAAUAAUGAAGCCUUUCAACAUAAACUUCCUAUGGAAACAAGCCUUGAAACAGCUGAUUUCAUGGAUGUGAUAGAGCACUGUUUCCCAAACUUGGGCCGAGGGACGUACCAGCCGCUGCUUCCUGCAGCCCCCAUUGGCCUGCAGCAGCGAACCGCGGCCAGUGGGAGCGACGAUCAACCGAACCUGCGGACGUGGCAGGUAAACAAAUCGGCCCGGCCUGCCAGGGGCUUUCCCUGAACGAGUGGCGUCCCAAGUUUGAGAAACACUGUGAUAGAGGAUAAAUCUGUCCUGAUACUGAACAGGAAGAAAGGCACUACUGAUUAUCGCUGGGAUUGUGUUUGCAAAACUCUUUGGCAUAAGAAGUCAGAGGACUGCAGUCAGGAAAGAAAGGUGAAGUUUUUCAGAAUGGGUGAGCACUUAUUGGCUCCAUUUAGGAGGUCUUCACAUAAGUGAUAAAGAUAAACACAAUUUCUAAAAUACUUAAAGACAAAGUCUGCAUUAUAUGUGCACAUCUGACUCCAGUUGGCUUUGGUUUGUGCUAAAUAUUUAGAUUUAUAUCCAUUGCCUUUUAAUUUCUCACUUCAGCUAAUAUUGGUCAUGUUUACUGUGUUAUUUCUUAGUCUUCUAUUUCUUAACGUCCUGUUCAGACUAUUGAAAUUUACUCUGUUUUAAGAUAGGAAACACCACCAAUUUUAGGUUGGAAGAACCCAUUAUCCUUAUUUGCAGCCUACAUGUUGUAUCGAGUCACAGUUAUUUUAUGGGGUUCUAUGUUCUUUGCAAUUCAGUAGAUGAAACAAAUGUAAUCAAUUCCAUUUUCUGCUGAAUAUGCUGCUGUUUUAAAAAUGCUGCAGCUUUUACAAAAUACAGCUAAAAUUCCUAGGACGUGGGUUUUUUUUUCCCCCCUGUAAAAUUUCUGUGGUUGGAUAUUGUUGGAGCCUUUCUCUUCGUUCUCUAAUAUUGGACUAAAAUCAAAUCAAAGCAACGGCCCUUGUUACUUUUUUCUGAUAUCCAGUUCCAAUACUGGCACAGAAUUAUUAAACAUUUAAAAGGGUUUAAAUAUACUAAUCGUAGUUAACAGUAGGCGUUCCAAUCAGCAAGACCAGCAGUAAUAGCAGCAGCAGUGGAGCUGCGUUAGUUUUUUAAAUGUAACUUUAUAACUAAUUAAGGUAACCUAGAGACUGCACAAACAAUCUCAUUACCAUGGCACAAACUGCAUCUCAAUGGCCGCUUCAAAGAAACAAGUGAAAACAUCCAUGUACGUCACACCACACAACUUUUUUGAAAUCAUUUAGCAAUUUUUAAUUGGAAGAAAAAGGAUUCUGAGCCUGCCACUUUCUCAGCAAUACUUGCCUUCCUCAAAGACAGGCACUUCCUUGUGUACCUCAUGAGUACAGCUAGCAUCGAUGUUACUUCAUCCCAGCCAUCCUAAAAGCAGAAGAGCUUUUCUGACUGAAUGUGGAAAACAAUAAACUGUCACAAAAACUAUUUUUACUGUCUAAAUUACUCUAUCGCUACCCUCAGAAUUAAACAAUCGCUAACAUUCCAGUGUUAGUAAUGCAAUAUUCUGUACGAUACCAAUGUAUACACUGUUACCUUACAAGAAUCUUUGCACAACUAAGACCCAGAGGGCCAAAUUAUGUCCUGACAUAUGCCUCUGCAAUCACAGUGAAAUCAAGGGGGUUGCUGAGGACAGAAAUUGGUUCUUGUACCAUGUUAAAGGUUAACAUUCAUAUUUGCAGGUGUGGUAUGUUAACAAGGCCUACCUACAGCGUAAUGCCUGUGUACCUUAAAGGAGAUUUUUUUGUCUAUUCAGUCUGAAAAGCCAUUUUCAGAAACAUUUGUAGAAAGAGCUAGUGUCAGGUCCUAGGAAUUGGUAUAAAAUUGACUCACGCUGGCAGAUGGAUCUAAUGGAUCCUACUAGCUCCAACCAAGGGUUUGUGUAUCAUUUCAUGCCAGAGGGAAUGAGGGUCAGGGACAGGUCACCAAGGGUAACCUUAGGAAUAGCCAUGUUCAUGAGCAAGAUCUGGUAGGAAGAUUGUUCAUUUAGCCUCUUCCUGGGUGUCCUUUAUUGUUAAGUUUGGACCUUAUCCACUGUGUGCGUGCAUGCACAUACCAUGUUAGGAACAAUGUCCCCUGCUUACCCAACUAUUUUGCAGUCUGCUUAGCCAGAUUCCGAUAUUUCAUAUAAUGUCUUUUCAAAUAAAUACGGUAGUUGCUGUUGAUAUCAAGAAGGGUUAGGUGCUCUAAACCAGGGGUUCUCAAACUUCAUUGCACCGCAACCCACUUCUGACAACAAAAAUUACUACACGACCCCAGGAGGGGGGACUGAAGCCUGAGCCUGCCCGAGCCCACUGUCCUGGGUGAAGGGACCAAAGCCCGAACCCCUCCACCCUGGGCAGGGGGUGCAAAGCCGAAGCCUGAAGGCUUCAGCCCCAGGCAGGGGGCCUGUAACCUGAGCCCUGCCACCCAGGGCUGAAGCCCUAAGGCUUGGGCCUCAGGCCGUGGCGCUCAGGCUUCAGCCCCAGGUCCCAGCAAGUCUACGCCAGCCCUGGCGACCCCAUUAAAACAGGGUAAUGAUCCACUUUGGGGUCUCAACCCACAGUUUGAGAACCACUGCUCUAAGCAUAUAGGUGCUCUCAGUUGAGGAUUAGUUGGUAAUUUUGACAAGGAUGGUAGUUUUAUUAAAGUUAGAUGAUGUGUACGGAUUUUUAUUUCUGCUUUGUUCAAUCUCUAGGGAAGUUAACUAUUUGGGGGAAAUAUUAAAGAACACAUUGUAGCAGAAACUUACUUAAAAUUUGUUUUACCUUCAAAUUAAUUUAUUAGAUAAGUAGGCUUGGCAGAAUUUAAUUUUUUUUAAAUAUAAUUUUGACAUUUAUAUUUUUAUUUUUUAAAUUUUCACAGUUGCAGGAAAUUCAGACAAUUAUUUAAUGACAGUAGAUGUUGAGAUUCAAAAAGUUAAAGCUUUAUAAUUGUUAAAACACAAAUUGUCAACAUCACAGGAAAUAUCCUAAAAUCAAACUCUUAAGAAGUUCCCAGUAGCAUUUUUUCUUACUUUGCCCUAUCUGUAAAUGUUCAUUAUCAUUGAUAGAAAUAUUUUCCCUUCAGUUUCUGUGUAUACAGUGAAAUUGACCUUUACUGACAUUCACCAAUAAAAAUGGAAUCCUCCCAAGCCUACAGAUCUAUCACAUUUAAGCACUUUAAAAAAAAAAAUGUACCUAGUGUUAAAAUGGUAAAUGAUGUGUAAUAACUGCAUAUCUCAAACUGAAUUGUUAAUAUUAUGCAUGUUAUGGCAUCCAUACCAGCAAAGCCCUUCUGUAAGUGCUCAACUUUAAGCACAUUAAUAAUAAUCCCAUUGAAAUCAAUAUGACUACUCCUGUGUUUAUGUACUUUGCUGGAUUAACGCCUAAAAUGACAUAUGCGUAUGAUACCCAUUUUUCAUAUUGAAGAAGUUUGGAUUAAAACAUAAUAGAAGUGUUCAUGCUCUUUUUGCCUUCUUUAAAAAUAAAAUGAGGUAAUGUUAAGUAUAUUGUAAUUUAAUUUUAAAAAUAAAAUGUUUAAACACA
Caretta caretta (loggerhead turtle) is the source of this 5477-nucleotide messenger RNA. It is a transcript of the gene ERICH5, whose product is annotated as glutamate rich 5. The record is from RefSeq and is a predicted model, not a curated record. NCBI's taxonomy places the organism in Eukaryota, Metazoa, Chordata, Testudines, Cheloniidae.